AUGACUGAGAAAUUGUUAGAUCAACCCAUGCGUUAUCCCCAGUAUGCUCGGCUCUCAAAGAGAGAAGCUACUUUUGAGCAGGGAUGGCCAGAACCUCUCUUAGGAAAAAUACCAGACCUAGCUCGAGCCGGGCUUUACUACAGGGGAGUGAAAGAUAGCGCUACCUGUUUUCAUUGUGGAUUUACUUUUUCUAAUUGGGAUCCCGAGGACGAUCCUUGUGUAGAACAUGCUUAUUGGAACCCCAAUUGUUCUUACAUCAAUCUGUAUAAGGGACGAGGGUGGGUGAUGAAUGUGUUUAUUACGUGUUUAGAACAACAGGGAUAUAAACCUUUACCUGAGAUCAAACCUCUACUGAACCCACAACCAGACGUCCAGGCUCGAGGAAAAUUUUUGCCCCAUCUGUCGAGGCGAGAUUCAACAGUCCAAACGCCUAUUUCUGUGUUAACUAUAAAUAAAGGACAGAAGCCAAAUUUGGGGUUUUCUAUUGUUAAGCAAGCUCCUCACACCUAA
Messenger RNA from Saccostrea cuccullata (small rock oyster), 510 nucleotides. RefSeq names its product death-associated inhibitor of apoptosis 2-like. Gene Ontology annotation, biological process: negative regulation of apoptotic process; positive regulation of protein ubiquitination; regulation of cell cycle. The transcript has 2 exons. Bases 1 to 510 code for a protein of 169 amino acids. The record is from RefSeq and is a predicted model, not a curated record. Gene Ontology annotation, molecular function: ubiquitin protein ligase activity; cysteine-type endopeptidase inhibitor activity involved in apoptotic process. Gene Ontology annotation, cellular component: nucleus; cytoplasm. NCBI's taxonomy places the organism in Eukaryota, Metazoa, Mollusca, Bivalvia, Ostreida, Ostreidae.